Molecule: messenger RNA, 1547 nt
Organism: Neogale vison (American mink)
Lineage: Eukaryota; Metazoa; Chordata; Mammalia; Carnivora; Mustelidae
Gene: STAR
Product: steroidogenic acute regulatory protein
Exons: 7
Coding region: 64-921 (285 amino acids)
Biological process (GO): steroid biosynthetic process; regulation of steroid biosynthetic process; intracellular cholesterol transport
Cellular component (GO): mitochondrial intermembrane space; mitochondrion
Molecular function (GO): cholesterol binding; cholesterol transfer activity
Source: RefSeq, a predicted model, not a curated record
CCGAGGCAACAGCAGCAGUGGCCACAGCACCGCGCCCCUGCCUCUCCCCACUGCCCGGACACCAUGCUUCUGGCCACAUUCAAGCUAUGUGCUGGGAGCUCCUACAGACACUUGCAUAACAUGAAGGGGCUGAGGCAGCAAGCUGUGCUGGCCAUUGGCCAGGAGCUGAACCGGAGGGCACUGGGGGGCCCGACCCCAGGUGCGUGGAUCAGCCAGGUUCGGCGCCGGAGCUCUCUGCUUGGUUCACGGCUGGAAGACACCCUCUACAGCGACCAGGAGCUGGCCUAUAUCCGGCAGGGCGAGGAGGCCAUGCAGAAGGCCCUGGGCAUCCUCAGCAACCAGGAAGGCUGGAAGAAGGAGAACCAGCAGACGAACGGGGACAAAGUGCUGAGUAAAGUGGUCCCAGAUGUGGGCAAGGUGUUCCGGCUGGAGGUGGUGGUGGACCAGCCCAUGGAGAGGCUCUAUGAAGAGCUCGUGGAACGCAUGGAGACAAUGGGAGAAUGGAACCCGAAUGUCAAGGAGAUCAAGGUCCUGCAGAAGAUUGGAAAGGACACAGUCAUCACUCACGAGUUGGCUGCAGAAGCAGCAGGAAACCUGGUGGGGCCCCGUGAUUUCGUGAGCGUGCGUUGUGCCAAGCGCCGCGGGUCCACCUGUGUGUUGGCUGGCAUGGCCACACAUUUUGGGGAGAUGCCCGAGCAGAAAGGUGUCAUCAGGGGUGAGCAUGGUCCCACGUGCAUGGUGCUCCAUCCCCUGGCUGAAAGUCCCUCCAAGACCAAACUCACCUGGCUGCUCAGCAUUGACCUCAAGGGAUGGCUGCCAAAGACCAUCAUCAACCAGGUCUUAUCACAGACCCAGGUGGAUUUUGCCAACCACCUGCGCAAGCACCUGGAGUCCAGCCCUGCUCCUGAAGCCAGGUGUUAAGGACCAGCCUGCUUCUUCCAACUGUCCCUAGCUGCACUGGCUUGCACGCUCAUCGGGAAGAUCUCUGCUAGAAGCCUACAAGUCUGUCUAAGAUCUUCAUCUGGGACUGUGGGAUGGGGUGGGAGUGUAUUUACAGUAGGAUACUGGGACUCAGAUUGGUCAAAUUUUACAACCAAGAAAAUGGGGACAAGGCGUUUAAGAGAAAGAGCUUUCUAACUUCAUUCGGGGAUUAGCUGCGAAACGAAGGUUAAGGGACCCCAAAUAUUUGUAAGACUUCUUUCUAAGCCCUUAUACUUCUAUUUAAAAACAUCUUUAAAAUAGUACUGAUACAGGGUGCGAGGGUGCUAAACACAAGGACUGGGGCCUUAUGUUUUAUGGGCUCAUGAGCGCCAUUCCUCAGAGGCCAUGUGUGUGGAUGCAGCAGGGUGUGACAAAAGGGACUCCAGCAACCCUCUGCUCCUCUACCAAAUAAGUAGCAAGCAGCACCAAAGAUCAGCAACUCCCCACAGCAGGUGCCUUUAAGAAAUGUAGUCUAAGUUUUCUUGAUUGAAAAAAUGCAGAAAACUAAUUAAUCCCAUUCUCCUAUUUCUUCCAUGAGCACCAGUCAGAAUAAAGACUCCUAACCG